CUUUUAGAAAUUAUGAUAUCAUAUUAAUCUGUAAUAAAUUUAUCCCCAAAUUUUAGGGUUUUGGUUCAUUUGUUCGUAUAUUUGUUACAGAGAGAAUCUCGUCAAUCAAACACGAAAUCAGAGGGAAAGAAAACAUGAUGAAGCAAUCCAAAGAUCCAUUUGAAGUGGCGGAAGAAUCACCGCCAGAUUCACCAGCCGGUCAUGCUGACACCGCAACUCAAGAUCCAACCUUACAACCCACUGUUAGUACCCAGGGAGUUGAUGCUGAUAAUAGUAUUCAUCCUUCAAACCAGCAAAAAGCAACGGUCAAAUCAGCCUCCACAUCAGCAGCUGGAAAGUCCGUUAAGAACAAAGAAGAUGAUGACGAGGAAGAAGAGGAGAACAUGGACGUUGAACUUGGAAAGUUUCCGUCCUCUAGCGAUCCAUCCAAGUUAACCAAGAUGCAGUCUAUUUUAUCUCAGUUUACUGAGGAUCAAAUGAGUAGAUACGAAUCUUUCCGAAGAUCUGGAUUUCAGAAAUCCGUCAUGAAAAGGUUAUUAGGCAGCAUCACUGGGAGCAAUAAAAUUUCAAUGCCUAUGACCAUUGUAGUAUCGGGAAUAGCAAAGAUUUUUGUUGGUGAACUAGUUGAAACAGCCAAGGUAGUUAUGCGAGAGAGAAAGGAGAGUGGACCGAUCAGACCGUGCCACAUACGAGAGGCACACAGAAGGCUUAAACUAGAAGGGAAGAUACCAAAAAGAUCAGUUCAGAGGCUGUUCCGGUAGGCGUUUUGGUUUUCAUUUGUCUCUGUGUUAAGUCUUUGUUUUUGGGAUUGGAAACAUGUGUGUAAUGCUUUAGGCAUGCUUGUAAAGCUUAUCCUAGAACCAGUCAUGGUUUUAACUGUUGUAACGUGAUUGGUUUCCCCGUGGCUAGAAAACAUGAUGGCUUUUGUUCUAAUUUUAUAUAUUAUAUGUAUUAUUUA
Molecule: messenger RNA, 958 nt
Organism: Helianthus annuus (common sunflower)
Lineage: Eukaryota; Viridiplantae; Streptophyta; Magnoliopsida; Asterales; Asteraceae
Product: transcription initiation factor TFIID subunit 11
Exons: 5
Coding region: 135-761 (208 amino acids)
Biological process (GO): transcription initiation at RNA polymerase II promoter; RNA polymerase II preinitiation complex assembly
Cellular component (GO): transcription factor TFIID complex; nucleus
Molecular function (GO): transcription coactivator activity; protein heterodimerization activity
Source: RefSeq, a predicted model, not a curated record